AUGGAGCCAUACAUGACCCUGACAGUCCAUUAUGUUACCAGGGACUUCACCAUGAAAAUUACAGUUGGAGACGGAAGAGGGAACUUGCUGAGGCCCAAAAGGAGCUUAAGCUACCAGAACACAAGCUUAAAAUUGAGUGUCCAACAAGAUGGGGCUCCAGACAAGCUAUGGUCCAGAGGGGUACUUGAACAGCUACCUGCUAUUUCACAUGUUCUCUCCUCUGAUCGGAAGGCUAGACACCUGGUUCCAACAUGGCAGGAUGUUGAAGUUCUCGAGGCACUCAACAAAACACUCAGCCCACUGACAGACUUCACUGAUGCCCUGUCAGGAGAGCAAUAUGUGAGCAUCUCCUCAGUGAAACCGGUUCUCCACCUCUUUGAAACAUCAGUUGUGGCUGUGCAGGAAGAUGACUUGGAUCUCACACGAUCAAUUAAGUCCAAAGUCCUGGUGUACCUUCAGGAAAAGUACAGUGAUCCAAAUACACAGGAGCUAUUAGACAUUGCCACAUCUCUGGAUCCAAGAUUCAAGAUGGACUACAUCCAUGAGGACAAAAAAACUACCAUCAAAGCCAGACUGACACAUGAGAUGACUGGCAUAACUUCAGUUGUGCAAAGUUCCACCUCAACUGCAUCCCCGGCCUCCCCCAUGAAGAAGAGCCGAAAGACCUUAGGCAGCUUCCUUAAAGCAGCAAAAGGCAAUGAGGCAUCAUCCCAGCCUGAGCAAGAUGUUGUCUCAGAACUACAGUCAUAUUUGCUCUUAAGCAACAUUGAUAGUGAAGCAGACCCCUUAGUCUGGUGGAGGGAACACAAGGGAGAAUUUCCAAGACUGUCUAUACUGGCCAAAAAAUACCUCUGUAUUCCUGCCACAAGUUCCCCUUCUGAAAGGGUGUUCAGCACAGGGGGGGACAUUGUAACGUGUCUCCGUUCCUCACUGAAGCCUCAAAAUGUUGACCGACUUGUGUUCUUGGCAAAAAACCUUUAAGCA
Messenger RNA from Oreochromis aureus, 984 nucleotides. RefSeq names its product E3 SUMO-protein ligase ZBED1-like. Gene Ontology annotation, molecular function: protein dimerization activity. The transcript is spliced from 3 exons. NCBI's taxonomy places the organism in Eukaryota, Metazoa, Chordata, Actinopteri, Cichliformes, Cichlidae. The record is from RefSeq and is a predicted model, not a curated record. Bases 1 to 981 code for a protein of 326 amino acids.